This is a messenger RNA of Cladophialophora immunda, 1735 nucleotides long. RefSeq lists its product as uncharacterized. The transcript has a single exon. Lineage: Eukaryota; Fungi; Ascomycota; Eurotiomycetes; Chaetothyriales; Herpotrichiellaceae. The record is from RefSeq and is a predicted model, not a curated record. Bases 131 to 1636 code for a protein of 501 amino acids.
GUUUUUGGAGCCGAGCUACCCUAUUUUCUGUUCUCCCAUAUUGCGUCUGAGCCCUCCGUGGAUUUCGUUGACGCGGAAGUCGACUUGAUCUCUGUUUUGCCCGAGGACGGCCUGUCUCACCCGGGAAGAGAUGGCCACGCAAUCAGUGCCAGAUCUUGAGGUUCAAGACUUGGAUUCGGAGGGCCACGCAACGGUUACAUUCAGAUAUGAUCCCAGAACCCAGAAGCUUCAAGUCCAUCAUCCACAGAGGGCGUUGUCGCCCAAGACAUCCUUGCUCACGAAAUGCAUGAGCCCCUUCCUGCCAGCGGGCUAUCCUUCUUCUGUCCGACCGGACUACACUCCCUACCAGAUCUACGAUUCCGUGCAGGCGUUUGCCUCUACCAUUGCAGGAUUGCUAGCCUCACGGGCCGUCUUCGUGGGAAUGGGUGUGGGCUCCGAGGAUGCCUCGCUCGUGACCACCAUGUUACUGUACAUUGCACAAGAAACCAUCGGGCGGGUUGCCACGAUUUUGUUCGCCUACCAAUUCUCGCAGAAGAUCGAAGCAGAAGUCAAGUUCUAUCGCUUCUUUGCCGAUAUUGUCAAUGAUAUAGCGUUCAUUCUUGACUGCCUGAGCCCUGGUCUGCCACUGCUAGGGCGAAUCUGCACUCUUUGUGUCAGCAAUGCGUGCAGAGCCGUCUGCGGCGUCUCUGGCGGGAGCAGCAAGGCCAUUUUAAGCUCCCACUUUGCAAGAGAAGGCAAUAUCGGAGAACUCAAUGCCAAAGAUGGCAGCCAGGAGACUGUCGUCAGCUUGGUCGGGAUGUGGGCCGGCGGCUUGCUUGUCAGCAAGGUGCAGGGCACCUUCGAGACUUGGUGCUGCUUGAUACCUCUGCUAGCAAUGCAUCUGUGGGCGAAUUGGAAAGCAGUGCAGAGUGUGCGCCUGACUUCGCUCAACAAGCACAGAGCCGUUAUUCUGUUCAGCGCGCUUCUCCAGGGCAGGGCCAAAGGUCCAAAUGAGGUAGGCGAAGAGGAACCGAUCCUGGGCUUGGGGAAGAUGUUCGGUGGCUCCAAUGAUCAGAACGCCUUCCAAGUUGGUGUCAGCGUGACCAAGUUUCUGCAACACUUACCUGGCCAUGUGAAUGAUUCCUCGCGAAAAUAUCUUUAUUUUGCUCAGCUGCUAGGGGUAUUCCAAGAGGAAGAUUAUCUGCUCUGGUGGGAUGGGCAGUCAAACCAAGGAUUCGUGCUGCUGAAAGAAUCGGCCAAGAGCGAAACACAGGCAAAGGCAGUCUGCCACCUGCUUCGAAUAUCGAUGGGGUUGAAAGCAGCCACGAAAACUGGGAAACCAUCGCAGCAACAUGGUCCUGGCCAAGGCCCUCAAGAGGUUUUCAGAGACACACCGAGUCCUGAGCUGAACAUACUAUCUUCCAUUCCUGGGAAGAACCUCAACGUCCAUGAUCAGUCCUUGCACUCGCACGAUGCGCUUGACCCAGUUGUUCAAUUAAUCAUUGACACUCUCCGGGAACAUCGACAAGAGUGGCAAAAUAUGCGCGAUCUCAUUCAGCGCCUUGGCUGGGAUGUCAAUCUCACAAAUCUCGUUAGAGGACCUUGUCACCGCAUCCAAGUGAACGGCGCUCCAUUUGAGAACAAAAAAGACAGAUGAGGAAGUCAGUCCUUGGGGGAAAUUUUUCUGCCACGUUUCCACCGACAGAGACUGUCUGUCCUCACCUGUCACCGUGACCUAGGUAAAGCCAUGUGGUCA